AUGUCUACUUGGGGUUGGCAUAACUUCAGUCUUCCAACCACUGCUGGUCAGACUUCGAUAGAUGACUUUAUGGGCGUGGAUUGGUAUACCCAUGGUCGACUAGUCAACUACAACCAGCCCAACCCAGCACAGAGCGAAAUAUCGAACUGGCUCAUCCAGAAUCCCCAACGUAUCAACUUAGGGACGAUUGGGCUCUGGUUUGACAGAGAUGAUGUGACCGAGGAACUACUAGAAGAUAAGUCUCAGAUACUCGACCUCUGGACGGGAAAAAUCUCAUCUUCUUUUACUUAUAACAAAGCCCCUGUUGAUAUCGAGACAUGGGCAGAUACAAGUUCCGACACAGUCAGCAUUUCCAUAGAGUCGGAACUCUUCUGUACAGAAUCUCUAGGCAUAUUCUUCGACUUUCCUCUACCGACGCGGAACAAGUUUGACGCCCCUUUUGUUGGUGUUUUCAACGCUACCGAUAAACAUAACACUACGCUACAACGCGGAGAAAACAAAGCAGCUAUUCGGCACGAUAUUGAUGACGCUUCGUAUUAUGUUUCGAUUUCGUGGGAUUCUCCUGCUGAAAUUUCCGGGCCGAUUAAGGGGACUCAUCGUUAUGUACUACAUCCAUCACAGGAAACUAAGAGAGUUAAGUUAUCAGUAGCUUUUUCUCUGGUUCCGAGCACACAUAUACCGUCUUUCGGUGAUGUUACGUCUGCAUCUACAUCUUGGUGGGAGUCUUUCUGGAACUCUGGUGCUUUCAUUGAUUUGACGGGAGUCGAUUCUCCCAAUGCUACAGAGUUACAACGGAGAACGAUAUUAUCUCAAUAUCUUACAGCUGUUAACUCGGCUUCCUCAUAUCCGCCACAAGAAUCUGGCUUGGUAAAUAACGGAUGGUAUGGCAAGUUUCAUCUUGAGAUGACACUAUGGCAUCUCCUCCACUUCGCUCGAUGGAAUCAGUUUCCGUUGCUAUGGCGUAGCCUUCCAAAUAUGUAUUCCGAAUACUUGGAUUCGUCAAUCGAGCGAGCGACACUCCAACACUACGACGGUGCUCGCUGGGGUAAGAUGACCGAUCCUACUGGAAGGUCAGCCCCUGGAGAAAUCAACUCGCUGCUUAUCUGGCAGCAGCCUCACCCGAUGUACUUCGCUGAGAUCGAGUACAGGUCUUUCCCCAACGAGACAACAUUAAAAUCCUGGGACAAGAUUCUUACGUCUACCGCCGACUUCAUGGCAUCAUACGCCUUCUUCAAUGAAUCGACUGCCCUCUGCGAUCUAGGACCACCUAUGUACCCGGUCUCAGAGAACACCAACCCAAAUGCGACGAUUAACCCUGCGUUCGAACUAGCUUACUGGCGGUUCGGCUUGGACGUCGCUAUAAAAUGGAAACAAAGACAAAAUCAGACAGCGCCUCGUAAAUGGGUCGACAUACGAAAUAAUCUAGCGCCACUACCUAUCGCAGAUGACGCAUUCGCUGUGUACGAGGGUAUUCCGAACAUGUGGAACGGCACCACUGUCCAAGAUCAUCCGGCAUUGUCUGCAAUAUUCGGCCUGCUCCCCCCGCCGAGUAGCGGGCCGCCUCUAAACAUGACGGUCGUGAAGAACACAGCAGAUAAGAUUCGGGAUCUCUGGGACUUAGAGGACUGCUGGGGUUGGGAUUUUCCGAUGCUGGCUAUGAACUCUCUUCGCCUCGGGGACAUUGAUCAGGCAAUGGCGUAUCUUCUUCACCCCCUUUUCGAAUUCGACGAUGCGGGGUAUCCCGUUGGAGGAUCGCGGGUGCCGACCCCCUAUUUCCCGGGCUCGAGUUCAUUCUUGUUAGCUAUGGCUAUGAUGGCGGGGGGCUGGGACGGUGAACCUGGGGCGCAGUUCCCUAAGGGAUGGAAUGCUCAAGUCGAAGGCGACAUGGACCCAUUCGCGGCAAUUGGCCUCGCGGGCAACAUUAUCGCUUUUGUAGACUUCGGAUUCAAACUAAUUUCCGCGGCCAAGAAUAUCUACGAGUCAAAGUCAGGCGCUAGUGCAGAUAAUGAAGAUUUAUCUUCCAUGACAGGACGGCUCCAACAACUCACUGCCGAGUUGAAAGGGGUCAAGCAAAUUGGUUCUUCUUCGCAGCAGAAUACCGCUCUUUAUGGCAUUGCUACCGAGUGCGAAAUUGCGUCGGUGGAACUCAUGAAGUUGCUCGAUAAGCUGAAGACUAAAGACCCAAACUCUAGGCGACAUGCAUUCAAAGCUGCAGUACGCAACUGGCGGAAGAGUGGCCAAAAGUCCGAGUUGGAAAAGAGAUUAGAUCGUUGUAAACAGCAGCUAGGAUUGGAACUUCUCAGCUCGAUGAAGUAA
This is a messenger RNA of Daldinia childiae, 2316 nucleotides long. RefSeq lists its product as uncharacterized. Lineage: Eukaryota; Fungi; Ascomycota; Sordariomycetes; Xylariales; Hypoxylaceae. The transcript is spliced from 7 exons. The record is from RefSeq and is a predicted model, not a curated record. Gene Ontology annotation, biological process: carbohydrate metabolic process. Bases 1 to 2316 code for a protein of 771 amino acids.